AUGUCUGCAUCUGGACACGUGUUUUCCUGGGGUGCAGGAGAUGAUGGACAACUGGGAGCAUACCCGAGACCACAGCAUAACAGUUACAGACCAAGCCGGGUCCCUAUACCAUUGUCCAUACAAAUAAUUCAGGUAGCUUGUGGAAACUUCCAUUCCCUGGCGUUGACUAAUGGAGGAGAUGUCUUCUCAUGGGGUUCAAACACUCAUGGUCAGCUGGGUCUAGGCAAGGAGGUGUCAAAGCAACACAAGCCUGUCCUGGUGUGUGCCCUGUCUGGAGUAGCAGUGACCCAGAUAUCAGCUGGAGGGAGCCAUACUCUGUUCCUCACACUCUCCAGCCUGGUGUAUUGCUGUGGAGCCAAUAAGUCAGGCCAACUGGGGCUCAACAGGGUGGAUGAAAGAGGCAGGUUCAACAUCUGUAUGGUACCUGCUCUCAGACCUCUGGGUGUCUCCUGUAUAAGCUGUGGAGAGUCACACACUGCUGUGUUAACAAAGGAUGAGAAAGUUUUCACUUUUGGAGAUGGAAGCCUUGGUCAGCUCGGUCACAAGUCCUCCACCAAUGAAGUGAGACCCAGACUGGUUGGCGGUCUGGAUGGGUCUGCAUCCCAGAUUGCAUGUGGCAGACUUAAAAAUAUCAGCUGGAUGGAAUACAAACUUCAUUUACUCUUCACCUUCAUAGAACUGGGCUUGUGGACAGAUCACUGGGCGUCUUGAUGAACCCAAACUGCAAAAAUGGUUAAAAAUGAAGCACAGCAGCGUGGAGGCAAAAAG
Molecule: messenger RNA, 768 nt
Organism: Melanotaenia boesemani (Boeseman's rainbowfish)
Lineage: Eukaryota; Metazoa; Chordata; Actinopteri; Atheriniformes; Melanotaeniidae
Product: probable E3 ubiquitin-protein ligase HERC3
Exons: 7
Coding region: 1-711 (236 amino acids)
Source: RefSeq, a predicted model, not a curated record